GUCAGUUCGAGGCGCCGCCGCCGCCGCUGCAGCCGCCGGAGCCGAGAUGCCUAAAGGAGGUAGAAAGGGAGGCCACAAAGGCCGAGUGAGGCAGUAUACGAGCCCGGAGGAGAUCGAUGCCCAGCUACAGGCUGAGAAGCAGAAGGCCAACGAAGAAGAUGAACAAGAAGAAGGUGGAGAUGGGGCUUCAGGUGACCCAAAAAAGGAAAAGAAAUCUCUAGACUCAGAUGAAAGUGAAGAUGAAGAUGAUGACUACCAGCAAAAGCGAAAAGGCGUGGAGGGGCUCAUUGACAUUGAGAACCCCAACCGCGUGGCACAGACAACUAAGAAGGUCACGCAACUGGAUCUGGACGGGCCAAAGGAGCUUUCAAGGAGAGAAAGAGAAGAAAUAGAGAAGCAAAAAGCAAAAGAACGCUACAUGAAGAUGCAUUUGGCUGGGAAGACAGAGCAGGCCAAGGCUGAUCUCGCCCGGCUGGCAAUCAUCCGGAAACAGCGGGAGGAGGCAGCAAGAAAGAAAGAGGAAGAAAGGAAAGCAAAAGAUGACGCAACUUUGUCAGGAAAACGAAUGCAGUCGCUGUCCCUGAAUAAGUAAGCUGGCCUGUGGGAGGAGAUGCCGGGGAACUGGGCCGUGCCGCCAGGACCUCUGCCAUGUCUCACCCACCCUGUGCCCUGGCGCCGCUGCAGCAGCCCCUAUGGCCAGGGGCCCCUACGGCCUGGGGCCUCCUCUUCAUCUUGGCACAGAAAUUGUUCAGGGGAUGUGGGGGGGCUGGGGGAGGGGCAGCUGCUAUCUUUGAGACAGAAAGAUGCAGGACAGCAUUUCAUACGUAACCAUUUGAAUGUUUCUGCUGUUUUUAGAAUUUGGAACCCUGGUUUGGGAGGGGGGGUGCCUGGGAAGUGGGGUGAGGAGAUUCCAUUUGUCCAGUAGAUUGCACGCUAGCGUGGGAGGGGGGGUGCCAGCAGGCAGCUGCUGUGGGAAUUGAUGACAACCAGCCCAGAUUGUCUGGGUGCUCACUCAGAGGGGCUCCAGGAGCCUGUGCCGUGAAAGGGCCAAGGUUUGUGCCUGGCCAGUUCCGUCCGAUGAGGCCUCUCCUCUCUGUUCUGUCCCCUUCCCACCCACCUGGUCUGGGCUAGUGCCCGUUUUUAACCCUACCCAUUGAUCAUUUCAAGAAACCUCUGGUUACCAUGCGUCACCCAGACAAGACAUGCUCCUCAAAUUCAACUUGUAUAUUUGGCAGAUUAAACGACAACAUCGUAAUUCCUUGUUUGGCAGUUUCUCUAUCAGCUAUCUCUAUCUUUGCUCAUGGCAGUACCAGCAGGGUUUAGGCACACACCUACCUGGGAAGACACUGUCAGGCUUUUGCACAAAGUAAGGAUCAGGGCCUAGAUGUCCGUGACGUAAUAGAGACCUGGGAGGUUUCUGAGGGCCAGUCCUGAACCUACAGCAGACUGGAGCAGUGCUGAGCUGCCCCUGUGGUGCCCUGGCGCUGCCUGCCUGGUCAUAUCCUAGUCUUCUGCUGGAGGAAGGCUCCCAGGACUCCCCACAGCAGUCCUUGGCACUGUGACAGGGAGGAAGCAGGCCUGUUGCUAGCCAGUGAGUUACUUGUACAUUCAGGCCCAGUGAAAGGCUCCUGUCCUGGCCCCAUCUGAGUGAGAUACUGCAACUGAAUGACAUUGUCCUUUGUGCUUUCUAAGUUGGAGGGACGUAAGGGUCUGGAUGUCUCAGGGUCAGAUAUGGGUGUGGCUGCCAGAGACUCAAGCAUAACUUAAUGGCAGAGAUGACAUUUGAGUCCAUUUUUAGUGACCACUACCACAUGCCUUUGGGCUUGACUCUGAUUGAUGGCCUCUGGAGAGGAUCCUGCAGCUACCCAGAUUCAAGGUUGGCUCCAAAAUGAGGAAGGUGAUAGCCUUUUAACAACGCCCUAAUGCCCUGUUGCUAGCUGUAGGACAGAGUAGUAAAAAGGUUUGUAAGAGGUCUGUGGGUGGGGUUCCAACACCAAAUUAAAGCGUGCUGCUUGGCUUGGGUGCAGAAGGGUGGGUGUGGCUUUUGCCCACUUGAAGGAGACCAUGGAUGUGGUGGCCUUCAGCGUAGGGCCUGUCAAACCUGAGGCCUAGGCUGAAUUAAAGAACUAAUGGGCACUU
Messenger RNA from Mus musculus (house mouse), 2139 nucleotides. RefSeq names its product PDGFA associated protein 1 (gene Pdap1). Gene Ontology annotation, cellular component: cytosol; plasma membrane. The coding region runs from base 47 to 592 and encodes 181 amino acids. The record is from RefSeq and is marked validated. The transcript has 6 exons. Lineage: Eukaryota; Metazoa; Chordata; Mammalia; Rodentia; Muridae.